This is a messenger RNA of Trichoderma breve, 2463 nucleotides long. Its product is annotated as inhibitor of apoptosis domain-containing protein. Bases 1 to 2463 code for a protein of 820 amino acids. Gene Ontology annotation, molecular function: DNA binding. The record is from RefSeq and is a predicted model, not a curated record. Lineage: Eukaryota; Fungi; Ascomycota; Sordariomycetes; Hypocreales; Hypocreaceae. The transcript has 7 exons.
AUGGCCACAGAAUUUGAUCAGUAUUUUACCUACGAAGCCCGCCUGGCUUCCUUUCAGAGAGCCACCAGGAAGCGCGGAUCAACAACCGGUGGCCGAGCAGCCAAAGCUCUCAAUUGGCCCCAUAAGCAGAUUUCUAUCGCAAGCCUUGCCAGAGCCGGGUUUGUGUUUAGACCAAGCCCUGAUAGCCCCGAUAACACUGUUUGUUUUCUAUGCGGAAAGGGACUCGAUGGAUGGGAAGCAGGCGAUGACCCGAUAUACGAGCACGUCAAACAUGCCCCCCAUUGCGGCUGGGCAAUAGUUGCUGCCAUUGAGGUUGACAUUGGCGACUACGGACGAGAGGAUCCCAACGACCCCGAGAUGAUCGAAGCACGUAGAGCGACUUUUGCGGACAGAUGGCCUCACGAAAACAAAAAGGGAUGGAAGUGCAAGACUAAGCAGCUGGUGGAUGCUGGGUGGAAAUACACCCCAACCGAAGAAUCGGACGACAUGGCUACGUGUACAUACUGUCAAUUGGCACUUGAUGGAUGGGAGCAAGGCGACAAACCUUUAGAUGAACAUUACAAUCGGUCCCCUGAUUGUCCCUUUUUCUCCCUAAUUAGCCAAUAUAGGGCGCUGGGAAAAGGCUCUGGACGUGGAAAAGCAUCGCGCAACUCAGCAUCAUCUGUUCAGUCUUAUGGGACAGCCGCAGCUGACAUUUCAAAUGCCAGUGAUGUGAGUGUGGGACCUGAAGACAGUCUUCUUACAACUGCCUCUUCGGCUUCACAACUGGACAUGAAAAAACCCAGAGCAAAGAAGGGGGCCGCGGCAAAGGCUGGUAGAAAGAAGAUCCAGAAAGAUGACCAGUCUGAGCUGGACCAGAGUAGCCAGAUGGAGGAAGAAACACAGCGCCCAAAGGCUAGGCGCGGCAAGAAGAGACCGAGCGACGCAGUGGAAGACCCGGUACUGAGUUCAACAGACGGGCCCAUAUCGAAAAAACGAGCGUCACGAACCCCUAGCGUUGGCAGCAUUGAUGGUGUUCACGAAUACGACUCCGAGGCGACCGACAUCUCCAGGGCUUCCUACAAAAAGAAUGCAGCGCAGCCUCCUUCCAAGAGGGGUCGUAAGGGCGCCCCGAAGUUGAUCUCGCAUGCAUCCAUGGCGUCCUUACGGGCUCGCGGCGGGAUUCCAGACGAUGAUGAGAUUGAACGUGAGCUGGAGGCUGACCUGAAUCGACAAUUCACCGACGAUGAGGAGAUUUCAUACGAUUCUGACUUGUUACGAAACAAGCCAAGGUCGCCUGAGUAUGCCAUGUUUGAUCCGGCGGUGCCCGAACCCGCUCAGGAUGAACUUGAUGAUGAGCUUAAAGCCUUACAAGCUGAGAUGGAGGUUGACGAAGCAGAGCGGCCCCCGAAACCUAAAAGAGGUCGCAAAGCUGAGUCACAGCAGGAAGAAGAGGGAGUGGGAUCGGCUGACAUUAGUGCGGGCAGCACCGCUGCUGGAAAGCGAGGGCGUGGACGACCAAGGGCCUCUCUCGGAUCGCAAGAUGAAUCUGCCACUCUUGAUGUUGCUGAAUCGUCACAACAAUCGAUUAAGCGCGGACCGGGUCGGCCGCCGUCUAGAUUGUCAUUAGCAUCUCUAUUGUCUGCUGAGACCGGCGACGCCCCUUCAGCUAACGCCCCCAUAAAGCGAGCUCGCGGUCGACCCUCAAAUGCGUCAUUGCUGUCACUAGAGUCAACGGGGUCGGAUGAGGACAUCUUGGCUGCGCCUGCCCCGGCCCCAAAACCUGUUGAGAAGAGCAAAGAUGCUCUUGCUCCUGGGAAGCGUGGACGCGGAAGACCGGCUAAGAAAGUGGUCGAAGCGAUACCCGUGGAGCCUGUUGAGACGGAAGCUGAGGAUGACUUUGUCGAAGCUCAGGAGUCGGUGGAGGAACCCAUGCGAUUGCCUAGGCAGUCGCCAGUUCGAGCCAUUUUCUCUCCUAGGGGAGCGGCUGUGUCCUUGGCAUCAGGCACUCCGUCCAAGCUUUUGUCGCCCGUGCCUUCGGCUAGGCAGGCGGUUCUGUCGCCUUCGCAAUCUCCUCAGUCAUCAGACGCAGAGAACCAGCCGCCCUCCAAUCUCACCGCUGCCAAGCGCCUUGUGCUGGCUCCCAAAGCGUCAACUCCCACCCAUGGAUCACCUUCGAAGCGCAACGUUAUGGCCGGUGUUCGAAGCACAACACCAUGGGUAACGGCGAGUCUGGAGGCGAUAUUUGAGACGCCGCUCGAAAGUCCGGGCAAGGAGAAUGAAGUAGAUCGCUUUUUGAAACGCGGAAAGGAAUUGACCAGUCCGGAAAGACGAAUGACUGUGGAAGAGUGGAUUUACUUUAACGCAGCCGAGGCAGAGAAGAAGCUCAAGUUUGAAUGCGAGUCUUUGGUCAACCGAUUCGAGAUGGAGGGCACAAGAGCCAUCAAAGUUUUGGAAGGCCUUGAGGUGGACGAAACCAGCUGA